CAAUAUGAUGAUAAUAGCACAGUCAUUGUUACUCCAGUGAUACAACAGUCAGUUCAAUUUCACGGGUGGUAUUUAGCCAGCUGGUUGUUCUUGCUCAGUGCCUCGCGCUAUAAAGUGCACUUCUAUUCACAUAUUGAAGCUCUAAGCAAGAAAGCCAAUGAAUUGCUGGUCGGUGGCCACGAAAGUGAAGAGUUGAAGAGCAAUGUUAAAAGAAUACUGGAGAAAUGUCGUUGGGAUUCCUUUUCCACAGGGUUGUUUCUCCAUGCUCUGUAUGCUAAUCCUCGCAGAAGCAACAAUGAAUUGGUGGCGUUGCAGCAUCGAUUACAAGAUUUCAACACAGUGAGUAAUGCCAGGGAAAUCAUAAGGUUCUGCUACGACGACCUGCCCAGUCAGUACAAGAGCUGCUUGCAUUACCUAUCCAUGUUCCAUGGCCCCCAUUAUUCCAAUAUUAGGAGGGCAAGCUUAUUAAGGCGAUGGGCUGCUGAAAACCUCAUCACCACACGGCAUGCAUUGGAUGAAGCCGAGCGUGGCUUCAAUGCGCUGGUUGAUCGAGGCCUUGUUCUUCUCGGUGGUAUCAGCCCAACAGGCAAAGCCAAGACUUGUAGGGUACAUCCUCAUGUCUUAUCCUUCAUUACCAAUAUGGCCUGUGAGGACUAUGUUGGGAACACAGAUCUGCUACCUGCUGACUUGGCUCCCCGCCUUUCCAUUCGCAAUAGAAUGCAACUUCAACAACUCUCCAAUCAGCAACAGGCCACACAUUUCAACAUGUGCCAGCGAAUACCCAGGCGUACCACUCCAACGCAAGAAAAAAAUUCUAAAGACCCCUUGCCUGACAUAGUAAUGUUUCUGAACUCACUGCCUGCAUCUUCUCAACUGGGACUGAUCAAGGUUCUAGACCUAGAAGGUUGUCAUGGACUAGACAAGCAGAAACUGAAGAACAUGUGCAACAAGAUAUUUCAGCUCAAGUAUCUAAGUCUAAGGAACACAGAUGUUAAGGAGCUGCCCAAGGAAAUCGGCAAGCUCCAGCACUUGGAGACAUUUGACAUGAGGGGAAACAAGAUAAAAUCAUUCCCUGUGAAUGUCGUGCUCCAGAAGCUAGUGCAUCUGCUUGCUGGUCACAAACACCUCAUGGAUCAAGCAGCUAGUGCCACUGGAUCUAAUGAAUCAUUUUGCAAUCUUCAAAUGCCUCAUGGAAUUAGGAGCAUGACAAACAUACAAGUACUAUCCCAUGUUGAAGUCUCUGAUGUGAAAGAGUUGGAUGUUGUUGGUCAGCUGCAGCAGUUGAGGAAGUUGGGAGUAAUUAUCCCUUGCAACAACCCUGAUGUUAUCACCCACUUGCUUCGAGUAACCGGGAAGCUAGAUGAAUACCUAUCCUCGUUGUCGGUCCAUAUGGAAGUAGCAGAGGCUGAUGUUGACUUGGAUACAAAAGAUCAAGAUAUCUCACACCCCAGGUCCCUUCAAAGCCUUAAUAUCGAUGGCAAGAUAGCAAGGCUACCUACUUGGAUUAAAAAGCUUCAUCGACUUUCCAAGAUAGUUCUAUGCCGUACCUCCCUGAAGGCUGAUGAUAUAGAACUAGUCCUGGGUAAGCUUUUGCGGUUGCACACUGUUGUGCUGCGCUAUGACUCAUACAAAGACAACAAGCUUAAUUUUAAGGAGAAAAGAUUCGGACAACUCGAGCUUCUUGUCAUUGAUGGCUCAGACAUCACCAAAAUCAAUUUUGAUCCAGCUGCAGCUCCCAAGCUUGAGAGGAUUGUUUGGACUUCCACUUCCAGUAGCAAGGCAGACAU
Messenger RNA from Triticum dicoccoides, 1787 nucleotides. Its product is annotated as disease resistance protein PIK6-NP-like. Gene Ontology annotation, biological process: defense response to other organism. NCBI's taxonomy places the organism in Eukaryota, Viridiplantae, Streptophyta, Magnoliopsida, Poales, Poaceae. The transcript has a single exon. The record is from RefSeq and is a predicted model, not a curated record. The annotation marks the transcript as partial.